Alternaria burnsii is the source of this 7563-nucleotide messenger RNA. RefSeq names its product u3 small nucleolar rna-associated protein 10. The transcript is spliced from 11 exons. Gene Ontology annotation, biological process: maturation of SSU-rRNA from tricistronic rRNA transcript (SSU-rRNA, 5.8S rRNA, LSU-rRNA); positive regulation of transcription by RNA polymerase I. Gene Ontology annotation, cellular component: t-UTP complex; 90S preribosome; small-subunit processome. The record is from RefSeq and is a predicted model, not a curated record. Gene Ontology annotation, molecular function: snoRNA binding. NCBI's taxonomy places the organism in Eukaryota, Fungi, Ascomycota, Dothideomycetes, Pleosporales, Pleosporaceae. The coding region runs from base 1 to 7563 and encodes 2520 amino acids.
AUGGCGACGGCGCUACAGAAACAGCUCGCAUCCAUUGCGGCUUCGAGCACCCAUCAGCUCGACCUGCGCGCGCAAAAGUCGGCGCACGGCAAGUCGCUGCUGUUUGAUUCCAAGAUCGCCGCAUCGCAGUCCUUCGAAACCGUCUACCUCAUCUGCUACGAUGGCUACAAGGACCUUUGCGCGUUGGAUCCCAGGUUUCUGCGCUUUUCGAAGAAUCUGUUCAGCGAACAGAGCAAGUCGGAAGAUCGCACGCAGAUGAGCAAGGAUGAAAACGCAAAGUUGGACACAGUACUCGAGGCAUUCAUCACGCUGGUCGGACCAAGGCUACUGUUGAAGCCGGCGGAGAAGGCCCUUGAGUGGCUGGUGAGGAGAUUCCGUAUCCACGAGUACAACACCGAAACCCUCGUCUUUACCUACCUGCCCUACCAUAACACACCGCAGUUUCUUGCACUACUCUCCAUCCUACCCGCACAACCACCGCAUGCCAUCCGCUUCCUCUUUCCCUACAUCCAGGCGCCGACCAAAAUACCCCAGCGUACCAUCGCAUACACUGCCAUCAAUACCCCGCACUUCUUCAACGCCUACCAAUCAUAUGUAACCAAGGUGGUCGAGGCGGGCCACCAGGCCUCGCAUAUGCUGUCCUUUUGGUCAGGAACCACAGUCGAGGCUAUAUACGGCAUAGUGAGCAAUGCAAGCUCUGGCAGAAAGGACCUCCAGGAUCAGGGAACCGAGAAACUCGUCUUGGAAUUGCUCCCUGUCCUCAACAGCUGCAUGCGGGCAAAGCAUGGGGCUGACACGGUCCUGGCCUGUUACGCUAUCGUCAUCAUGAUGGUCAACCAGGCCAAGGUCGGAGACAAGGUCUUGGAUGGACUGAUGGAUGCUGUCAUUGCAGCCCAUGACGAAACAUCCCUUCAGUCAUGCCUCGCAUGCCUAGCUAUCAUCGCCAUAGAGCGCUCCAAGGCGCAAAUCCCCGCCAAAGUAUCAAAGAAACUGCUCAAGGUUCCGCAGCUCGUGCAGAAACUGACGGCGCUGUCACAUCAAUGUCAGGUCGAACGACUUGUCCUGGGUUGCGCUCUCGGUGCGCUCAGUGAUAGCUCCGACGAGAACCGUGAAAUGUUCAGCGAGCUGAUCGCAUCUGGCUUGCUCACCACGUCGCGUGUUCAGAUGGUGCUAUCAGCACUGGUUCAACUCCUUCGUGAUAGUGCGCCGGGUUCCCAAGAGCACGGAGAGGUUCUUCAGCUUGCUACGAAGAUGACCGAAUCGAAGGAGCUACAAAUCACAAUGCAGGAAGUGGCGAAGCAGAACAAUGUCGAUCUGGAAUCGUUGGGAAUUACUGUUGGCCAAACAUUCGAUAUCGCAGAGAUUCUCGAAGACGAUUCAGACGAGGAGAUGCUCGAUGCCGAUGAGGAUGCAACCGAGAAGCCCCUCAUACAGGUACCCGCGAUCGCCAGCAAGAGCUUCUUCGAUGCCGGUUCAGAAAGCGAUUUUAUACAAGCCGCCGACGUUUUCGAGCAAGCUGUGGCCACAAAACAGACCCGGCACUUCCUCGUUUUAGACGCGUUGCAGCAAGAUUCCGCAUUCAAGCAACCAAUCUACCUUUCGUUCCUUGCUCGCGUGUGGAGUAGCAUCCGACCAGUCGCAGUCCGCGUUGCCGCACUUCGUGCAGCUGCAUCAUCAUUCGAGAAGAUUGAAGCUGCACAUGUCCUGCAGAACAUCUUGCCUUACCUUAUUCACGCACUCACUGAUUCAUCCCCACUUAUCCGACGUUCAGCAGCCGCAUGUGUCGGAUCUCUGGCACGAAAGGCUUCCGCCAAGUCGAAGGCGCAAACGUGGGGAAAGACCGACCUCUAUGGGAAGGAAUCAAAGACUCUUGCAGAACUCAAGCCUGAGGAUGUCCUGGUUUUCGUUUCGUCGAUGCUGCAACCGAUCUUGGAAGAAUGCGUCAUGGACUCAAAGUUCGUCAUACCUGCGCUUCGCGAUGUUCUGGAAGGCACACAGUUGAAGAACCACGCAAAAAACACAAUCAAGAUGCAAACCAGGACGUUAGUCCUGGGAUUCCUCUCAAGCCAUGCCAGUCUUACGCCAGUGUUGAGGGUGCGACUUAGCCUUCUACCAGUGGCGAACAUACGCGGCAAAGUUUCCGACACGGUUCGCAGUAACACCAUGAUUCCCUUGCUCACCGCAUGGUCUAGUCUUUCAACUGCAAUCGUGACCGCUAGCUGCAACAGCGAAGGCCUUUCGCUUGAUGAGGUGGAGCGGGCUCACAUUACCUCCACAAUGCCCAGAGAGGCGAAGAGCGCUCAGCUGCUUCAAGACAUAAUCUCUGGAACUCUCAACAAGGACCGCGAAACCCUGGCUGUUGCCGCUUUCCAGCGCAUCCAUACCUCAUGGUCAUCCUUCAGAUCUGAAGCCCGACACGCAUUGGCCCAGUGCAUGCUCGGCCUCUCUACUAGUGAAAGCGACACGUCUUUCGACAAGCUAUGCAGAGAGCAGUCUAUUGAGAUACUGCGCAGUGUCGACCUUGAUUCCGCUAUUCUCGUUUCCUUCUUGGAAAGCAUUCCAUCUCCUACAGCUAUGCCUGGAGGAGCACCUGCUACGAAGAGAAGACGAACAAGCCGAAGUGAGAUGGCCCGCGUGGAGCUUUCGUCUCAAGAUGACGUUCAGCGACUUCUCCGAAAGCUCACAUUGGUUCUUGAGCUAGUUGAGGGAUCCAAUCCAGGACAACACCCCACGCUGUUCAAGCACCUCUUCUGUAUCUUCGCGGAGCUACAGCCACUCAAGCAACAAUCUGGAUCCGAGCUAGUGUACCUGCAGAGCAUCAUUCUGGGCUCACUCAGCCCUAUCGUAAACACAUUCAAGGAACAGACGGACACCACAGACUACCAAUCAGCGGUACGAGCAGAUCUACUCAUUGACUGCAUUCGACACUCCGGCAGUCCUCAGGUUCAGAACAGUGCUCUACUGCUCAUUUCCAACCUCGCAUCAUGGGUACCUGAUCUCAUCCUUCAUAACCUUAUGCCCAUCUUCACCUUCAUCGGAUCUACUCUACUUCGCCAACAUGACGACUAUUCCGCCCAAGUCGUCGAUAAGACCAUUUCCCGUGUUGUACCCCAACUGGCAGCUUCUCUCCGCUCAAAACACAGGGACUUUAUCGCUGGAGUGUCCGAUCUGUUGCUUAGUUUCACUGCUGCCUUUGAACACAUUCCCCUGCACAGGAGGAUGAAGCUGUUCACAGAGCUUGCUCGCACACUAGGCCCUGGAGACUCGCUUCCGGCUAUUGUGGCGCUACUUGCCGAUCGCUACCACAGCAAAGAGCAGCGAAGGUUCUGUGCCGAUUUGCUGCUUCAUUUCGAACCUGUACACACCCUUGUUACUUUCAAGGGUUACCUCGACCUACUCACUGAUGCAGUGGGGCCGAAGCCUCAGGUCUCGGAGACGCUGUUCAGCCUUAAGGAGAAGACAAAAGACAACAAGUUUGAUCUAUCAAUUCAGAGCAUGCUGUCUUGCUUGACAGAUCUUGCACUCGAUGACAAGGUGAAGGCACAUGUCACCCGGGCGUACAGAAAGAAGGAUGACCCUGAACGGCCACGAAGGAUCUUCGCAAACAUUGUCGAAACUACUAUUCAGUUGUCAAAGAAGCUGGCAACGAACCCCAAGACAUACGCAGGUUGCAGCCGUGUCCUUGCCAGCUGCUUGGAUCUCCUACCAACAACUGAUCUCGUCAAAUCUACACAACUACUCCUCUCAAGCGCGGACUCUCAUGUGCAAAUUGCCGCCGUCAAGUCAGUCGAGCUACGCGCUGGCACCGCUAAGCAGCAUGACCGCAAGUCUGUAGAGGCCCUGAUCGCUUUCUUACCUAGUGCCCAGGAUCUUCUAGAGCAAUCGCCGGAGAUAGACGCUAAGAUGGUAGCUGUUAGCUGCAUUGACCGCAUCAUCGAGCGAUUCGGAAAGAAGGACGUGUCUGCUGUUGCAUCAGUUGCCCAAAUCGUCUCCGGACCACAAUCGCUAUCCAGCAGCGAUGACCGCCUCCGCAUCCUAUCUCUCCUCUGCCUUACGUCUGUUGUUGACGUUCUCGAGGAUGAAGCCAUCUCGCUACUUCCUACCGUCUUGCCAACAGCGUUCGAAUACCUGUCGCAUGCGAUCGAAGAAGAGAAGACUGGUCUACACAAUGCUGUGUUCACCAUCCUCUCAAAUAUCGUAGAACGAUUGGGAUACAUGUUCUCGCGCGACUAUCUAGAGACAGCUCUUCGGCUGUGCCACCGCUCUGCUGCUGCCGAUUUGGAACAGGCUUGCGACGAAAGCCGUAGCAGUUUCUUCCAGAGCGUAUCUGAGCAUCUGGGUGCCCAGGAAGUCUUCGCUGCUCUGAAGUCGACAUGGCCAGAUGCCGCAUCUCAAGGAUUUGAUGCCUCGCUCGAGCAGCUUGAGCUUUUACGGGCGACUGUCAACACCCAAACCAAAGCUAAGCUUGUUAAAGCGAGCCCGCCACUCUUCAGCCUACUUCUGCAGACUUUCCGCCUACGUGAGGCUGUUCAAUCUGCCACCGUGGAGGUUGACGAUGAAGAGAUUGAACAACUAGAAGGCACUCUUACGGAUUCUGUCAUUGCUAUGGUAUUGAAGCUCAGUGAUGCCACCUUCCGUCCUUUCUUCGUACAGCUCGUGGACCAAGAGGGCCCCGUUUCUUCCAAGCCCGAACGAGCUAUCACCUUCUACAAGUUCCUCGCCGCUUUCUUCGACAAAUUCAAGUCUCUUGUAACAAGCUAUUCGAGCUACAUCAUCGAGCAUGCUGCGAAGAUGCUUACUGGACUUGCUAAGGACGACUCAGAGGUAGCCACCCGCAGCGCUGUCCUCGCAGCCCUCCAGAAGACAUUCCAGCAUGACCAAGACGGUUUCUGGCAGGCGCCAUCCCACUUCGGAACGAUAAUGCCACCUUUGUUGUCUCUGCUCAACCUCCCGUCCGCCUCUACUUCUACUCCAGAGAACAACACCAACAACGUCAUUCCCACCAUCACCGAACUCGCUGUUGCAUCUGCAUCAUCUAUGGAGAAUCACCGUGAGAUGAACAGUAUAUUGCUGAAGAACAUGAGAAGCGAGGACAGGAACACAAGACUCGCAACAGUUCUGUGUGAGCAAAGCUUGACGAGGAGGCUGGGUGAAGAAUGGUUGGGCUUGCUACCUGAGAUGCUACCGUUCAUUAGUGAGCUCAUGGAAGAUGACGAUGAGAUUGUAGAGAGAGAGUGUCAGAGGUGGAAGAAUGGCAUGGAGGAGAUUCUGGGAGAAAGCUUAGAGGGUAUGCUGCACCGUGCUUACACAACAGUCGGUAAUGUCUCGCAAUCACGGAUUGUUCUCCGAGGCGACCUUCCAGACCGGGAUGAAGAAGACACAAUGACAGCAAACGCGAGCAUGAUCACGUUCAGUAUUCCGGCCCUGGAAGCAGAUUUCCCUCGAAUGUCUUGUUCCUCGCACAAGACUGGUGCUUUUUGGUUCUACUCUAUUUGUCUGAAAGCCGAUCGCGAGGACGUAAACACUAGAUUUUCCGUCCGGUUGAGCCUUGAUCCAGAUAUGGCCGAGUCUUUUAACAAGAAACGCAAAGCUCAAGUGUCGGAGCUGACCCUCGAAGAUGAUCAUAGAGCUACGCAGCACAGCAGGGUGCCUUCAAGUCGAACAAGCGAAAGCCAUAAUCCCCUCGCGGACCGAAUGUAUACCCGGAGGAAAAUCACGAAACGCCAGAAGGUCGCGCAGGCCAAGAGUGAUGUAAGUCUAGGACGUGAAUCAGAUGCACUGACUUUCACAAACGAGCCCACGAACACUUCAGCUGCGGAAGAAGGGGACAUAGUAACGGAGGAUACGCCUGUGCGAGAUCUGAUAGCAUUGCCGAAGGGAGCGCGAGCUAGAAGGACCAAGGCGAAAAAGAGGGUUGUUGAAGAGGCAAAAGAUGAAGACGACGAUGCAAAAGUCCAGGAGCGACUACGUGCUAGAUUGACCAUCUUCGAUCCAGAACCCCAUCCUGCCUUUGAGCCAUGGCAUUGCGAUUUUGCAGCACCUACGCCACCGUACGACGAUCAACAGGCAUGUCCAAUUGAUUGGUCAAAAGUAGCCAUUCUACAUGACGACCCUCUGCACUGCCAAGAAGCCUACGAGUUGCGUCGUCCAUGGGACAAGGAGCCACUAGCAUGGGACAAGGUUGCUCAAAAGAUGUGUCUUCCUACUUCUAAGGACGGCACAACUCGGAACAUCAGUCCAGAGGGAGGACGAAAACGGUUCAUGGCGGCAAACAAAGCAGUCUUUGAGCUGACAGGCGUUUACUUCCCCAAGAGUUCGCUUGGACUUGAAGGUCAUGGCAUACCCCUGCACAGAGACUUGAAGCCGAUUCUGGAGAAACUUGCUGAAACGCAUGUCGUUGUCGAGAAGAAAAUAAUGGCCCCUUUCGAGGGGAGAUACAUACAGCGUUAUCGAAACACCAUGAUGUACUUUUCUCUAACAACUCUUGUACUAGCAAGCGCGGCAUGCGCUCAGAAUGUCAGUCGCGGCGCAGCGAUGAUGCGCUUCGCAUGUUCGCAACUCACGGUCGAACGUUUGGAUCCUUUGGUCAACCCUGGCGUUAUCGGAAGCCCGCAUACACACCAGAUCGUUGGAGGAAACAGCUUCCAGCCCGAAAUGAAGCCUGGAGAAUAUGAAAUGGUGGAAAAAAGCACUUGUACUACGUGCACAUUCAGCGAAGAUUUCAGCAAUUAUUGGACCGCAGCAUUAUAUUUUCGCGCACAGAAUGGCACGUACAAACGUGUUCAGCAGUUCCCGAACGGUGGGCUAAACCAGAGAGGUGGUAUGACAGUAUACUAUAUACCUCCAUAUGAUGGUGUCAGCAGCGUGACUGCCUUCAAGCCUGGCUUUCGCAUGCUCGCCGGCAACCCGCUCCUUCGCAACACCACCGGUGAAUCCCGAGGUAUCUGUCAUCGUUGCAUCUACAAGAAUGCGCAACCCUUCGGCGGUGCCCCGUGCACAGAAGAAGACACGACAUUUCUUCCCACCCGCAUGUGCGAAGGCGGUAUCCGUACACAAGUCACGUUUCCUACAUGCUGGGACGGCGUAAAUCUUGAUAGUCCUGACCACCAGAGCCAUGUUGCAUACGCGGAGAUCCCCUACGAACCGUAUGUUGCACCCUUUGCAACGUAUCCAUAUACGCCCGAACAGCAGAGGGGGAAGUGCCCAGAGGGAUUUCCGAUUAUGCUGCCACAGAUCAUGUAUGAGGUCAUGUUCGAUACAACGCCAUUCAACCAGAAGGAGCUAUGGGGCAAGGAGGGAACACAGCCUUUUGUAUUCAGUAUGGGUGAUGCAACUGGCCACGGCAACCAUGGUGAUUAUAUGUUCGGCUGGAAGGGCGAUGCAUUGCAGAGGGCGCUCAAUGCACGGUGCAGUAACGAUUAUUGUGAUGAGCUGGAGAGGCAGAGCGACGAAGAUGCAAUGAAGUGUAGUAUUCCACAGACGGUGGUAGAGGAUGUCGAUGGCUAUGAGUGGCUUGAAAGUCUACCCGGUGGAGUGCAGAUCAAUGAUGGCAUGCAGAUCUAG